Molecule: messenger RNA, 625 nt
Organism: Lobosporangium transversale
Lineage: Eukaryota; Fungi; Mortierellomycota; Mortierellomycetes; Mortierellales; Mortierellaceae
Exons: 1
Coding region: 161-532 (123 amino acids)
Source: RefSeq, a predicted model, not a curated record
GAUAGAGUAGGAGAUCUGAGCAAUAGAAGGAAUACAAGAGAUGGAUCCCCUUCCUGUGUAAAAAGAUCCUCUUAAAUACACCCUCUCCGUACGUUUCAAUUUCUUUUUUUCUUUGUGUCUAUAAUCUUCCAAACUCACAAGUAAAAGAGGAAAAAAAAGAAUGGAUCCCCUUUUUAGACAUCUUGUCAGCGCAGCUGCAAUUAUCUAUUUCUUUGUAGUCUGCAUGUUAUGUCUCGCGUCCGCAUCUCCCGUCUCGGGCAUGGGCCUUCCUCUUCCUCCUCCUUCUUCAAGGCUCAGAUCCAGAUCCAGAUCCAGACCUAUACCCAAUAUCUAUCCACCCGAUACUGUCAUCUCUCCCCAUUCCUGGGCAGUAACACAAUCGAAUGUCAUUGCCAACACAGACAUCGCACCUGAAGUCAAUGUCGCUCCUACAGUCUCGAUCCCUUACUCCGUCCCAUACAAUGUUCCAGUUCCCGUGGCAUCUCUUUAUCCUUACUUAGUUCCUGUAGCAUACCCUUUCAAAAAGUGCUAGAAGAAAACGAAGAAGAAGAAGAAGAAGAAGAAGAAGAAGAAAAAAAAAAAAGUCGUAUUUCACAGCCAAGGAAGUUUUUCCCUUUUACUGUCC